UUCAUUAUAUAUGUAAAAGUAUAUUUCUAUUUGAAUUAUCAAAUAUCAUCUUUUUAAAACAGAACCAGAAGCUUUAAUGAAUAAUGUGUCAGGUCUGAUAAAGGAUUCACUACUUUUGAAAUUAAACGAUAUACGAAAUCUUAAAAAUGUAUGGAAUUCGUUUAUUAACAAGGGCUCUACAAUAUCGGCGGUUUUCAACUUUUGUUAAUUAUGCAAGACCCAUGAUUUUAAGUGAUAAAGUUUUAAGAAUACGAGAUUAUAGUUCUAUAGCAGUAGAAGAUAGUUAUAUUAAGAAAUUCAUGAAUGCUGUUGGUUGGAUGGAUCAAUCAAGAACGCGUCUCAAAUUAACUGGAUAUUUCCUAUAUGAAUCGGUGCCAGAAAAAGUUGCAUAUCAGGAAUGGUUUGAAAAAUUACACUUACCUGAUACAUUUGCCUCAUGGUUUAUUGUCACAGAACUGCAUGUUUGGUUAAUAUUAGUGAGAUAUAUGGCUGAAGAUGUCACUUCUAUUACUAAUGAUAAAAAGAAAUAUGUAAAAGGGGACGGUCAUUUUGUAAGGAAUUGUGUUAUAGAAGCACUAUGGGCUGAUGUUGCUAUGAGGGUAAAGUUAUUAGAGGGUGCAAAUCCUGCUAUAGCUAGGAAACAAGUAACGGAACUGUCGGAACAAUUUCAAGCUGCUCUGGUCGCUUAUGACGAAGGCUUGAGUGAUGAUAAGGCAAUGGCAUCAGCCGUAUGGCGCAGGUUUUACUCACUAUCUGAAGAUGCUAAUGCUGCAGAUAUUGAGAAGAUUGUUCAUUUCAUCAGACAUCAGGUAUCAGAACUUGAUAAGAUUCCCGGUAAAGACUUAAAAUGGAAACCUGUCUUUACUUGGUUAAGUAUAAACGAUCAUUAAUUAUGGAGAUGUACAAAUAAAUAGAUCAGUUAAUUGUUAUUUAUUGUUUCUAAAUAAAACAAAUUAAUCAUG
Messenger RNA from Papilio machaon (common yellow swallowtail), 962 nucleotides. RefSeq names its product ubiquinol-cytochrome-c reductase complex assembly factor 1 (gene Uqcc1). The record is from RefSeq and is a predicted model, not a curated record. Gene Ontology annotation, cellular component: mitochondrion. NCBI's taxonomy places the organism in Eukaryota, Metazoa, Arthropoda, Insecta, Lepidoptera, Papilionidae. The transcript is spliced from 5 exons. Gene Ontology annotation, biological process: mitochondrial respiratory chain complex III assembly. The coding region runs from base 147 to 890 and encodes 247 amino acids.